Saccharomyces kudriavzevii IFO 1802 is the source of this 1080-nucleotide messenger RNA. It is a transcript of the gene MSA2, whose product is annotated as Msa2p. The transcript has a single exon. The record is from RefSeq and is a predicted model, not a curated record. Bases 1 to 1080 code for a protein of 359 amino acids. Lineage: Eukaryota; Fungi; Ascomycota; Saccharomycetes; Saccharomycetales; Saccharomycetaceae.
AUGGUAUAUACAACACCACAACCACAGCAGAGAUUCAAUUGUACUCCACAAUCUAAUCACAGUCUUAUUUUUUCACCCAUCAGAGCCCCCUCUAUGCAAACACCUUCUUCGUUGGAUUACCAAUCGCCUUCUAUCGUUGUAUCAUCAUCGUCAAUGAAGAUUCACGGCCGCUCUUCAAGUUUCGGUAAGUUUUCUCUAUCCAUUGGCCAAAACGGUAAAGCGGCAAUCCUGGGGCCUGUAAACAUUCUACCCAUCAAGGAAUCGAAAACAGAGAAGCCUACGCCAAAGGGGAAGUCUAAUCCUUCUUCUGACCGUGUCGAAAAGACUCGUAUACUGUCCCUACUGAAAAAAAUGAGGAACAAGAGUAGUACGGUUAAUAAGAAAUAUAACCAAGUGCCAUUAGAAAGCGCAAUGAGCCAACAGCCAAUGACUACUGUAUUUUCACCAAUAUCCUCCAAUAUUGCGAAGUUAUCGCCCAGAAAAUCAACCGCUCCAAGAACUCCGAAUGCAAACUCAAAUUUGAACCUAAACUUUACCUCUUUCCAAAUUAAAACAGGGUUCACCCCCAACAUUGAUGGUAUAUUACUUGAAAACUUCACAUCCCCAAAUGCAACGGCAGAUUCACAGAAUAAUCCCACCGGCAACGUCUUGGGCAGCAAUCAUAAUAGCAACAACAACAACAAUCAAUUUCUUUUCAAUUUACCGUUACAAUCGUCACCAAGACAAUUCAAAUCUCCUGCAAGAUUGAUAGAUCCUCUUCCCAUAUCGGACUGGAAUACUAGCCUCCUCAUGUCCCCGCCAAGGACAUCCAAUUUCGAUUCUACAAACAAUCACUUCAGUGCAAACUUCGCUCAAGCAUCAAUGCUAAGACGCCCCUCGUUACCGCAUAUAGAUCAAGUGAUUCCACAGGACUCUAAUUCAACCAAUUACACGGAGAGGUCCGAGUAUAUAUCCGUUGAUCAAAACUCCAAUAAUCAUAGUGGUAUACUUUCAGAGCAGUCUUAUAAUAACAUGAUUUUACUGCCCACGGAGAAGGAUGACGCUACCACGGCACUAAGGAAGCUCGUCACCAGAGAGUAA